AAGAAGAACGGCAACGCUGCUUCGUAUGCAGUGUUGAUGAUUGUAACAUGGCGUCCGUAUAGAAUGUGUACAGUGUAGUUUGUGCUUUUCUGGAAAACAACAUUUACAAAACAAAACAGGAUUAUCAACAAACCCUAACAAUAAAAUGAUGAAAGUAUAAUGCAUUGAAAUACAGCAUAACAUUUAUAAUAUUUCGAGGAUUAAUUGAGAAAUUACAAAUCGAUAUGGACGUUGCCGAUACUAGUAUUAAAGGACUUGAGAUGAGCGAUACCUUAGUAUGUUGCCGUUUGUGCACGAACACCAACGAGAAAGUAAUCGGAAUAUUCGACGAGGAAGGCGUGUCCAAUGAACUUGCUACAAAAAUUAAUACAUACUUACCUGUAAAAGUAAGCGAAAAUGAUGGCAUGCCUUUGUACUGCUGUUGGACAUGUAUUUCAACACUUAUUACUUGGCAUGAGUUGUACCUUACAUGUUUGGAAUCAAAGGAAAAGUUGGAAAAUAUGAAAGUAACUAUGAAGAUAGAUGAUGAAUAUGAAGAGGAAUGUGACGAUCCUGAUCAACAAGUUGAAUCCAAUGAAGAAGAUGAUGAGGAGGUUGAGGAAGAAGAAGAAGAAGUGAAUGAUGAGACAGGUCGACCAGAUGUAAGUCUGAAUGUUUUCUGUCAAACGGUUGAAAGUGAGGGCGGUGCCGAGAAGGGGGAGUGGCAAGAGGCGGAACCGGCGGUGAAGUCUGCCAGGCGACGCUCAAAGAAAAAAGAGAUCGUGAUUAAUAUAAAUGAUUGGUUGGUGAAGACGACCGAAGACCCGGAGACGUACUCAUAUGUUUGUCAGCUAUGUUCAUCGACGUACAACACCGAGGAGGAGAUCAACGAACAUAUACGAGAGAAGCAUGAAGACGUUGGUGGAAAUAAGAAGGAACGACGGCGGAGUACGAAACUGGACCACGAGGCAAUAAAUUCAGCUAAAUUAGUGGUAGACGGAAAGAUCUAUUACCACUGCAAUAUUUGCGGAAAGAACUUGCAUUCGCCGUAUACAUACAUGUGGCACAUGAGGAUUCACACGGGUGAGAGGCCCUUUGUGUGCGAUCUAUGUGGAAAGCAAUUUAGGGUAUCGCAAGGAUUAGUUCGACAUCUGAAGGAGACCCACGAGGGUAUUAAAAAGUUUGCGUGCGACAUAUGCGGGCGUAUGUUCUCUACCAGACGAAACGUCGAGGAGCACCGGCGAAUACACACGAACGAACGACCCUACAUCUGCGACCUCUGCGGAAAAUCCUUCAAACAGAAGGCUUCCCUUUUCGUCCACAAUCGUUCGCACUCUAAUUCAUUCCCGUUCUGCUGCAGCUAUUGCAAUCAGCGGUUCCGAUCACGACCUCCGCUCCUCAUACACGUAACCAAACACACAGGAGAGAAGCCCUAUCCGUGCGAAGUAUGCGGUCGUUGCUUUCGGAUCAAGUACGAACUGAAGAGGCACAUGCUCAUACACUCCGAUGAGAAACCCUUCGUCUGUUCCGAAUGCGGACUCGGCUUCCGACAAAAGAGAUACCUGCGUAAUCACCUCAAAAUCAAUCACAACACGGAAACUACUAAUUUAUACCAUUUGGCGAAAUCGAAUCAUAGAUGUGACGUGUGCGGGAAGAAGUUUAGCAACAGUUACGUUGUGUUAAGGCAUAAGAGGCUGCAGCACGGUGUCGAAAAUUCCAGUAAAUGUGAUCUGUGCAUGGCAACUUUUGUCAACAGGACGAAACUUAGAAUACACUUGAAAAGUGAACAUGGGGAACUUAUUAAAAUGCCGAGACGUAAACCGGACGAGAUCGAAUCAAAGUAUUACUGCGAUAUCUGUCACAGAGGUUACGCCCAGAACGGCAUUAUGAAAAGACAUAAACGACUAAAGCAUUCGAACAUUGAGGAGCCACCACCAAAUCCUGCGAAAACAGUGAAAAAGAAAUCGCAGCGAACGAUGCAUUCAGAGCUGGUGAGACGGUGCAGAAUUUCUGGACCGGACGAUAAGGUCUUCUACAAGUGCGAGUUCUGCGAGAAAAUUUACAAAUUUUCCUCGAGUCUGAUAACGCAUCAGACUAUUCACACCGGUAUCAGGAACUUCUCGUGCCAUAUUUGUGGGAAACGUUUCCGUCAGGGCAGCAACCUCAACAUCCACAUCAACGCUUUUCACAAUAAGAUCCGCAAGUUCUCCUGCACCAUUUGUCAAAUGCGCUUUGCAACCAAGGCUUUCUUGGAGGAGCAUAUGAACAAGCACACCAACACCAGACCCUACAUAUGCGACGUCUGCGGCAAAUCAUUCAGACAGAGGGGUAGCCUGUACGCGCACAAGUUGUUCCACAGCAACAAUUUUAGAUUUGAAUGCACUAUUUGCGGAAAGAAAUAUCGCAGGUCGAGCGAACUGAAAGUACAUAGUUGGCUGCAUACAGGGCAUAGGCCAUACAAGUGCGACAUUUGCGGAGCAUCCUUUCGAGUAGGCACUGCUCUGAAGAAACACGCCAAUACACAUAACGCAAAUAAUGAGCACGUAUGUCCUGAUUGUGGUGCUAAUUUCAGUCGAGGCCGAUACCUCGCCAAACACCGACAAGACAACUGUCAGAAAAUUCCAGCAUCCGCUGAUUCAACUAUGGAAGAAGUUAUAUAGAUGUUGAAAUAUAUAUAGUGUAGUAUCUGAUAACUAAAAUAAAGCACAUCAAUUUCAUUUGGCUUUUGUUUGCUUUUAGAACCA
Molecule: messenger RNA, 2723 nt
Organism: Nicrophorus vespilloides
Lineage: Eukaryota; Metazoa; Arthropoda; Insecta; Coleoptera; Silphidae
Product: zinc finger protein 271-like
Exons: 5
Coding region: 225-2639 (804 amino acids)
Cellular component (GO): nucleus
Molecular function (GO): zinc ion binding
Source: RefSeq, a predicted model, not a curated record